Molecule: messenger RNA, 1658 nt
Organism: Saccoglossus kowalevskii
Lineage: Eukaryota; Metazoa; Hemichordata; Enteropneusta; Harrimaniidae
Product: pumilio homolog 3-like
Biological process (GO): regulation of translation
Cellular component (GO): nucleolus
Molecular function (GO): mRNA binding
Source: RefSeq, a predicted model, not a curated record
AUGGCAACAAAUCCUGCAAUUGGAGAACUGCAACUAUCCUGUACAGAAGAAUCUGACAAACUGCAUAAAAUGACAAAAAAAGAGAAAAAAGUGCAGAGAAGAAAGUUGAAAAAUAAUUAUGAAUUAUCAAAACGAGCUAAGGAAAUUUGGGAGACACUAAGAAGGCACAACUGCUCAAAGGAAACAAGACGAAAGUUAAUCGCAGAAUUGUAUAAAAUGGUACAAGGAAAAGUUUCUGAGUUGGCCUUUGCCCAUGACACAGUGCGUGUAUUACAAUGUUGUAUACAGUUUGGUUCAGUUGAACAAAGAAAUGCUAUAUUUGAAGAAGUUAAAGAUUUGAUGUUGGACCUCAGCAAAAACAAAUACAGUAAAUUUUAUGUAUUGAAAAUGUUAAAAUAUGGAACAAAAGAGCAAAGAGACUUUAUUAUAAAAAGUUUUUAUGGAAAAGUUGCUAAGUUAGUUGCUCACUCAGAAUCCAGUGAAAUCUUGGAAUCUGCGUAUAAUAACCAUGCCAAUGCCAGUCAGAGAAUAUCAUUGUUGGAGGAGUUUUAUGGACCAACAUACGCAGUUUUUAAGACACAAAAUAAUUUAACAUUGGAGCAAAUACUAAAGGAAAAUCCUGGCAAGAAGAGACCAAUUCUAGAGAAUAUGAAACAUGCAUUAACACCAUUACUUGAAAAGUCAGUGAUAAAACACAGCAUUGUCCACAAAGCACUGAUGGACUAUUUUAUAUUUGCAGAAAUAAAAUCCAAAACAGAUCGUAAAGCUAUCAUCAAAUCGUUCAAGACCUUUGUUCUUAAAAUAUGUCGAGAAGAGUUUGGACAUUUAGUCAUGUUGGCAAUAUUUGAUGCAGUAGAUGAUACAAAAUUGGUUUCCAAAGUCCUCUUAAAUGAAAUGUUGAAAGAUUUGUCAACAAUUGCCAUGGAUACAUAUGGGCGUAAAGUACUACUGUAUUUAUUAGGUGGGCGAGAUCCAAGUUAUUGUCAUCCAGAUAUUGUAAAAAUAUUACAAGGAGGUGACAAUAAUCCCACCAGUAAGAAAAGUAGAGAUGUGCGACAACGUGAACUGAUAGAAGCGGCUUCACCUGGACUGUUGGAGCUUGUUGCCAAGGAAACCAGAGCAUUAGUGUUUGAUAAAUCUCACAGUCAGUUAGUCUUGGCUAUAUUGCGUCAUGCCAAGGGUGACAAAUCACAUGCAAUGAAUGCUAUUUGUGAAUUGGCUGCUGAGGAGUUUAUUCCCCAUGUGAAAGACUCCGAAGAUAAGCUAGAUGAGAUGCAUAUAGCUGAACACCCAGCAGGUCAUCAAUUCUUGAAAAGAUUAAUUCUACAAGAUAAAGACAAAUCUGAAAAAUCGGAAGAGUUAUUUUCUAAUGUUUUGCUGAAUGGAGUGAAAAGGCGGUAUCUUGUAAGUUGGGCUAAAGUGAACAGAUCAGCGUUUGUGCUUUGUAGCAUAAUGGAAUCAGGUAUUCAAGAAAUUACUGAAAAACUGAAAGAGAUACUCUUACCAGCCAAAAAGGAACUGAGUCGAUGUAAAACUAAAGGCACUCAAUUGUUAUUAGAAAAAAUGAAAUGAUACUGCAUGGAAUGAUGUAUAUUGUAUUUUAGAUGGGGUUAUUUUUUUUUAUCACCACAACACCAAUAUUCAGACAUCGAGGCCCC